Acanthochromis polyacanthus (spiny chromis) is the source of this 2720-nucleotide messenger RNA. It is a transcript of the gene bcat2, whose product is annotated as branched chain amino-acid transaminase 2, mitochondrial. The transcript is spliced from 11 exons. Gene Ontology annotation, biological process: L-valine biosynthetic process; L-leucine biosynthetic process. Lineage: Eukaryota; Metazoa; Chordata; Actinopteri; Pomacentridae. Gene Ontology annotation, cellular component: mitochondrion. The record is from RefSeq and is a predicted model, not a curated record. The coding region runs from base 137 to 1309 and encodes 390 amino acids. Gene Ontology annotation, molecular function: branched-chain-amino-acid:2-oxoglutarate transaminase activity.
UAUCUUGAAGGACAUUUUGUGUUCCUGCCGGUUUCACCUCGGCUGCUCUCGGGUUUCAAAGCGGAACUCAAGUUGACUUUGGGUGUUUGUUUCCACACGAGCGAAUAAUCUCGUUUAUCAUCGUUACGUCGCGGAGAUGGCAGCGCUGCGGACGGCACUCCAGGGACGACUUGUUCCGGCCCUUCCUUUCUCCUUCGGCUCCCUGCGGUUAGCCAGCUCCUUUAAGGCAGCAGAUCUGGUCAUCGAACGCAGCACGGCAGGCAAGCCGAAGCCCGAGCCGUCCAGCUUGGUGUUCGGCAAGCAGUUCUCCGACCACAUGUUGACCAUCAACUGGUCGGAGAAGGAAGGCUGGGAGGCUCCUCAGAUCAAACCUUUCCAGAACCUGUCGCUGCACCCGGCCAGCUCCGCACUGCACUACUCCAUAGAGCUGUUUGAGGGCAUGAAGGCGUUCCGUGGAGUCGACAACCACAUCCGUCUGUUCAGACCGAUGCUGAACAUGGAGAGGAUGCAUCGCACCACUGAGAGAAGCUGCCUCCCCCUCUUUGAUAAAGCCGAGCUGCUGGAGUGCAUCAGAAAGCUGGUGGAGGUGGACCAGGAGUGGGUCCCCUACUCUCAGGACGCCAGCCUCUACAUCAGACCCACCUUCAUCGGUACCGAGCCGUCUCUCGGCGUCUCUCGGGCAGGAAAGGCUAUGAUCUUUGUCAUCGUCAGUCCAGUGGGACCGUACUUCGCCACAGGAUCUUUCAACCCAGUUUCCCUGCUGGCAGAUCCGGCCUUCGUCAGAGCCUGGAAGGGAGGAGUCGGAGAAUACAAGAUGGGAGGUAACUACGGUCCUACAAUAGCAGUACAGAACGAGGCGAUGAAACGAGGCUGCCAGCAGGUUCUGUGGCUUUAUGGAGAAGAGGAGAUGAUCACCGAGGUGGGCACCAUGAACCUCUUCGUCUACUGGACCAAUGAGAAAGGAGAAAGAGAACUGGUGACUCCUCCUCUGGACGGCCUUAUUCUACCAGGAGUCACCAGGCAGUCUCUGCUGGACCUGGCCCGAGGAUGGGGUGAGUUUAAGGUCACGGAGCGUACUAUGGACAUGGAGGAGCUGCUCGGUGCUCUGAAUGCUGCGAGAAUCCUGGAGGUGUUUGGAGCAGGGACGGCUUGUGUCGUCUGUCCCGUCGGCAGCCUCCUCUACAAAGGAAAGACGUACCAGAUCCCCACCAUGCAGAACGGUCCGGACCUGGCAAAGAGGUUCUACAAAGAGCUUACUGACAUUCAGUAUGGACGAAAACAAAGCGAGUGGGCGCCGCUGGUUGUUUAAAGCAUUCAUUUUGCACACGCCGGUUGUAUCAACAGUUAGCCCCGUAAUUCCAGUUUGGAUGACCAGCAGCUCCCCCUCUUCCCCACCCACCUCCGCCCACUAAUACACUCCUCCUUAUCACUCACCAGCCCGAGGAGACGGAAGCUUCUCUCCACCGGUCGUCUCGGGCAGCUUUAAUGGACUCUUAUUUCUCUGCAGACUCUCAUAGGAACAGGUGGUGGUUUGAAUGUAACAGCUUGCUUUGGAGAGCGGUAUUUACUUUAUGCAAUCUUCUGAUGUGAACCUGAGGAGGGAAAAAAAAAAAAUCUGUUACUGGAGGGAAAAAUGAAGCAACCAGAUGAUGAAAGUAGAUCACUGGAAGUAUGUAUCGAUAUCUGCCACGCUGGCGUUACACUCCUCAUUUUUAACAGCACAAACAUUCAUUUUCAUCAUCACUGCAUUCUGCCGUUAACAAAAUAGGCACAAACUGGCAUAUUUCAGGUGUAGCCGGUGAGAUAUUUAUUGAACCAAACCAGCUACAUAUUCAAUGUGUAGUGUUUGAUAUUAGCGUCUUGGCUGCAGGCCUUCUGUAAAGUCCUUACAGUGUGUUUCAAAGGAAGGUUAAUAACAAUUGGUACUACUUGCAGCAACCUGUGGUGUCUUCUCCUAAAUGUUUAACUGUUACGUAGCUAAAUUGGAAGCAGGAGACCUGUGAGGAUGUGUUUUGUUACUGUCGUGUACGUGACGCUCUGAGCGAGUAUUGCUGCAGUUGUUGUGGGGCCACGUCACUUUGACACCAGAGUUUGCUCUGACCUCGGCUAACGUCAAGUUUGUAUCCGAGCACGACUCGGCUUUUAAAGAGGAAACGAGCACGAAUUUUAUGUUUGUUGGGUUUUGUCUGCUUGAAUGCACAAAGAGCGAGGUUACAUAAAGGCGACGUCUGAACGAACAUCAGCACGCACAAAUGGCAGGACGGCAGGAGGCCGACACGCUGUGGAAGAGAAGGACUGUUAGAUGCUGGCACCAGUUUUUGUGUUAUUGUGACGACUAUGUAUAGUAACAGAUAGAUUGUGCGGCUAUUUUAGAGGCUUGUAAAUUAUUUUUUCCGUGACUUGAUGUGAAAUUCGGCCAACUGUCUUCCAAAGUCCUCUGACUGUUUCACCUGUGUUUUGUUGGUUUUUUCUCUUUGAAUGUAUUUGUACACAUACUGUCCAUCUCCUCUGUCUAAGUGCCUGACCUGUCUGGUAGUUUGUUCUUCAGUGGAUCUACAGCUGCUGAGAUUUAUUGUUUUUUUCUAGUUUGUGCUCAAGGGGAUGUAGCUGGAUACUUCAAGCAAUACCAAUGUAGUUUUUCUUUUAUUUGUUUUGUCUUUAACGUGCUGUUACUUUUACUUGGCUGUUAGGUUUUUACAAUAAACUUGGUUUGAGUUACA